AUGUUCAAGAGACCUCUCACAGGCAAAGUUCGAGGUGCUUCGGCACAAACCAAAAGCAAAUCAUCGUCUUCUUCUGGAUCUGGAUCAAAGAAGACGGAACAAGCGGAAAUUGACAUUAUUAGUAUGAUUCAAGAACGGGAUUUUGCGGGAGCCAUCGCUGUGUUAGAGUUUUUUAAGGGACUCGGAAAGGAACAUCCAAGAUUGAGGCCAACACUUCCAUGGUUGGCGUAUUGCUGUUAUCAUUUAGGUGAAUAUACAAAAGCAAUUGAGUAUCUUGAGGAGCUCUAUUCUAAAUCCAAAGACUCUUAUAUAUUCCUACAACUUGCAUGUUGCUAUUACUUCUUAGGAGAAUAUGAAGUUGCUUAUGAGCAUGUGAUGAAAGGACCCGAUUGCCCAUUCCAAAAUCGAAUUCUUUUCCACAUUGCCGACAAGCUACAAAAGGAGGAUAUUGUAAACCAAUGUCACAAAAAGUUAAGUGAUAACAACAUUGAAGAUCAGCUGAGUUUGGCUGCAAUGCAUUUCUCCAGAAAUCAAAUUCAGCCUGCAGUCAAUAUUUACAAAAACUUGCUGUUAGAAGAUAGUUCCUUUGAAGCGCUUCAUAUAUAUGUCGCUCUUUGUUAUUUUAAAUUGGAUUUCUUUGAUAUUUCAUUAGAAGUGCUCAACAGUUAUCUUCAAAAACAUCCGAAUAGCCCAACAGCUCUAAACUUGAAAGCAUGCAACAUAUUUAAAACUUACUCAGGGAAAAAAGCAGAAGCGGUUCUUCAGCCAAUUGUGGAACUUCAACAAACAUCACACACAGCAGAGAACUACCUAAUCAAACAUAAUAUGGUCGUGUUUAGGAAUGGAGAAAAUGCAUUACAAGUUCUUCCGCCUCUGCUUGAAGUGCUUCCAGAAGCGAGACUCAACCUAGUUAUUUAUCACUUGAAAAAUGGAGAUGUUGACGAAGCAUAUGAACUCAUUAAGGAUCUAGAACCAGUCAAAGCAAGCGAAUAUAUCCUCAAAGGGGUGGUAAAUGCUUGUAAAGGACAGCUUCAUGAUACCAGGGAGCAUUUGAAAAAUGCAGAACAUUACUUCCAACUGGUAGGAACAUCUGAUACUGAAUGUGACACGAUUCCUGGUAGACAAUGUAUGGCAUCAUGCUUUUUCCUUACCAAAAGAUUCAGUGACGUUAUUGUAUAUCUCCAAUCCAUAGAAAAUUUCUUCCAAAAUGAUGAUGACUUCAAUUGGAAUUAUGGUAUUGCUCAUGCAUAUGUUGGAAACUAUAAGGAUGCUGAAAAAAUAUUAUUGGCCGUCCAAGAUGAAAGCUACAGAAGAGACUAUGUGUACAAUAGUUGGCUAGCUAGGUGCUACAUUAUGAACGGAAAACCAGAGCUUGCUUGGGAGUUAUACCUUAAAAUGGAAACCUCCAUUGAUGCAAUGAAUUUGCUUCAACUCAUCGCCAAUGAUUGUUAUAAGAUUGGAUCUUUCUAUUACGCUGCAAAAGCGUUUGAUGUUUUGGAGAGGUUGGACUCAAAUUCUGAAUUUUGGGAAGGUAAGCGAGGAGCAUGCAUUGGUGUGUUCCAACAAAUUGUUAUUGGUAAGGAACCAAGUGAAACUCUGCGCGAUAUUGUACACAUGCUCAAGAACUCAAAUAGAGAAGAAAAGAAUAUCAUUCUCCAAAUCAUUGCAAAAUGGGCCCACGAAAAUAACCUAAUUUCGAAUUAA
Naegleria lovaniensis is the source of this 1704-nucleotide messenger RNA. RefSeq lists its product as uncharacterized. Gene Ontology annotation, cellular component: intraciliary transport particle B; ciliary base; ciliary basal body. Bases 1 to 1704 code for a protein of 567 amino acids. Gene Ontology annotation, biological process: intraciliary anterograde transport; intraciliary transport involved in cilium assembly. The transcript is spliced from 2 exons. Gene Ontology annotation, molecular function: protein binding; intraciliary transport particle B binding. The record is from RefSeq and is a predicted model, not a curated record. NCBI's taxonomy places the organism in Eukaryota, Heterolobosea, Eutetramitea, Acrasida, Naegleriidae.